This is a messenger RNA of Bursaphelenchus xylophilus (pine wood nematode), 1672 nucleotides long. Lineage: Eukaryota; Metazoa; Nematoda; Chromadorea; Rhabditida; Aphelenchoididae. The record is from the annotation of a GenBank genome assembly.
AUGGAUAAUAUCCGAUUUGACACCUCAUUGAUGAGAAGGAUCUUCUUGAUGUUGCAUUUGGAGCCUUCGGUAAGAUCUUUGAAGAUUUCGGGACUGGGAUGUUGGUCAUGAGACAUGAAAAUUUUGGUGUGGGGCAAAUUUUUAUUUAUUUUUUCGUUUUGGACUAAAAUUUAUAUUAAAAAUACGGUCAGAAUUUAUUAAGGGAGUGUAAAAAAGCUCAAGCUUGAAAGGCCGAUCGUUUUUGGUUCGAGCUUUGCUGAAUUUUGUAUAAAAUACGGCAAAAAAUGACGAAAAAUGCCCGAAUUUUUUUCUUCCACCCACAAUUUUUUUAUGACCGGCGUUGCUGGUCCUAAACACUGUAAAACUCAAAAAAUAGACUUACCAGGCUUCCAAGAUUCAAAUUUAGCAGGAAUCCAUCCAUCGCGUUGUAACAAAUGAUAUCUAGGCCAAUUUCGGCUGUAUUUCAAAAUAACAAAGCGAUAUCCGGCGGGCUUUACAGUAAUUCCCACCAGCCAGGGAAUUACUUUCUAUAGAAAGCUUUCUAUUCUCAUAUUCGCCUGGAAUAUUACACUCCGAGGCCUAUUGGUGUAUUUUCAAGGCCAUUAGGCCUAGUUAUUGUCCUUUUUGGCGGGAUUUACGGUAGAAACCCACCAGCCAAAAAUGGAUCGUUAAAAUUUAUUAUUUUUGGGAUGAAUUUCUAAUAUAAAGAAGUCUUGAGUUUCAAAUAAAAUACAUUGAGACAGUUAGAGCUCAAAGCCAACUGGCUUGAGCCCUUUUUUGAGUAUUUAACUCAAAAAUUAUGUUGUACUAGACAUCAGACAUCAGGACCAAGGGAAGUUUUAAUGUUUUUGCAUAUUACUGCCCGUAAGCUCAAAGUAAAUCAUCUCAAAUCAACUUAAAACCAUGUUGCGGGUCUCAAAUCAGGAAUUUCGUCACCAAAAUACCCAAAAAAAAUCCUGUGUCAUCAUCUACUACAAUAUCAUUAUUUUAGGAUUUUUGGAUCAAAGAUGUUGUUAUAAAGAAGUCAAAAGAUGCCAAGAGGAAAUUCCAGAGGACUGUGGCAAACCACCUCAUGAUGACGGAUUUCCUGGGAUUUUGUUGAGAAAUUCCCAACUUUGAAAUCCGCUUAGAAUCCCCAAAAAAAACCCCGAAAAAACCCCAAAAUCCCCUGGACUUACACGUCGACCGUUCCCCAACCCCAACCGCCGGGACGGCAGCGGUGGUUGGAGUUGGGGCCAUCGCCGUAAAGGCGGAGACAUCGCCGGAAUGGCGGGAGGUGGUGCUGUCGCUGCUACUCAUGUUGAUCUAGCGUGAGCUUUAUACCAGUUUCCGAUUGGAACUUACCGGUAAAUGAGAAAAAUGAAAACGAAAAUUUGGUGAAUUUCGAAUAUGCAAAUUUUGUUUUUUUUGUGAGAAUUCGUGGCAGAAUUUGAUUUUUUUCUUCCAAUUUUAUUCAAUUUUUUUGUUGGCAAAAUUCUUGAAACGUUGCAACGUGUAGUGAUAUUUCGGAGGAUGUCAUCGAAUUUUGUGGGUAUCUGGACGACCAUGGACAGAAUGUUUGGGAUGAAUGCCACGUUUUGGUGAGUUUUUCAUGAAUUCUGGUUGAUUACUUUUGAUUUUAAUGCAUUUUUUAAUGUUUACGGAUUUUUAGAUUGUUUUGUGCCCACAGUAA